Molecule: messenger RNA, 1644 nt
Organism: Xylaria bambusicola
Lineage: Eukaryota; Fungi; Ascomycota; Sordariomycetes; Xylariales; Xylariaceae
Exons: 4
Coding region: 1-1644 (547 amino acids)
Biological process (GO): positive regulation of translational elongation
Molecular function (GO): RNA binding; translation elongation factor activity; ribosome binding
Source: RefSeq, a predicted model, not a curated record
AUGCGAUUUCUCCACAACGGAUCGCGAACGGUAGCGCGUGUCUGGGCCGAGGUUGUCAUGGUAACGUGUGGAUACUGGCGAUCAGGGGAACCCGAAAGCUCUUCAAACUGCAGGGGUUAUUCCGCUUGGUGUGUUUUUGUUCAAGCUCCAGUCGGAUGGGCCGAGGCGAUUGAAGUUGGCUGGACAAUCGAGGACUGGCCAACCUUUCAGAAUGGCAUUGAAGAGGAUUCUUGCGCCGUAAAGGUCGUCAACCUGGACUUUGAAGCCCGCGUUCCCGUGCCCUUCAGCAUCUUCCCCCGUACCUACAAGGAAGCCGCCGAGGCUUCGGCCCAGACCAAGACCACCGAGACUCACGAAGAGCUUGAGAUCAAACUUCCCGCCAAACCCGAGAAAGCCGGACGGGAAGGUCAAUACUCUUCUAUCUCCGCCUCUGCUCAGCUGCCCCCGCGACGACAGGAGCGCUACAGUGAAGAAGAGGUCCGUAUUACACGUGAAGAAGAACGUUACCGCCGUCCCGGUGUCCACCGCGAGUACUACGAGGAGCACCUCCACAGACCUGCCAACGUAACCUCCUUCCACGAGACUCACAACACCUACACUCAGGACAACUCCUACUCUCAGGCUCCCCGCCCCCAUCACCACCACAAGGCUCACUACGAACCUUCCACCUACUCUGAGUCUUCCAUUCAGGUUGACCACAAGCACAAGCCCCAUUACUCUGCUAUUGACCGUAUUGAGCAAGAAUACCGUUCUCGUAUUCAGCCUUCUGUCUACCGAGAGGAUACCCGCGUCACCGGCCAAACCGUUGACACUCCUACUCACCGCCCCCAGUUCGGCGAACACGUCACUGUAACCGGUGCUACCGUAGACGCCGCUCCUGCUCACGUCCCUCACUACGCCGACCAGGUCUCUUUCACUGAAGAAACCGUCGACGUUCCUCACAAGACUGCCCCUUCAUCCUACAAGGACGUGAAGGUUACUGAAGAAACUGUCCUUCAACCCCGCCACACAUCCGCUUACCAAAAAUCCAGAAUGGGUUACUACGACGAGGACGGACACUACCACUCCUUCCGCCAUGGAUUGCACAAGGUGGCUGACCGUAUUUUCCACCCUGAAGGCGAGCGCGUUGAGGUGAUCCGCGAGACUCACUCUCACUCUGCUCCUGCUCCUGCCCCUCGCUCUGGCGGUAGCAAUGCCAUCCCCAACACGGUCACCAUUCCUUGCCACCACAUCCGCAUGGGUGACAUCCUGAUGCUCCAGGGCCGCCCCUGCCAGGUCAUCCGUAUCUCCACCUCGUCCGCUACUGGCCAGCACCGUUACCUCGGUGUUGACCUGUUCAGCAAGCAGCUCCACGAGGAGUCUUCCUUCGUCUCCAACCCCGCUCCCAGCGUUGUUGUCCAGACCAUGCUUGGCCCCGUCUUCAAGCAGUACCGUGUGCUUGACAUUCAGAACGGCAGCGUCACCGCCAUGACUGAGUCUGGUGAUGUCAAGACUGGUCUCCCUGUCAUUGACCAGUCCGGACUCUACUCUCGUCUGUCCUCUGCCUUCAACCAGGGUCACGGCAGCGUCCGCGUCCUUGUCCUUAACGACCACGGUAACGAGCUCGUCGUUGACGUCAAGGUUGUUCACGGCUCUCGCUUGUAA